CGUCUGCUAGUGCCAGCCGCCUGUGAGGGGAGAGGCUGAUGAAGUAUUGAUGGUCACAUAACAUCCUCUCCUGCACACCACAUCUUGCUUCACUGUUGCAGUUGAACCAUAACAUAAAGUGACAAUGGGAUACAGCAUACGAUUCAGGAAAAGAUUUAUGCCGCGAUCUUUUGCGGAUCUGAGUGCCAUGGUGUUCAUGUUGCUGGCUAUACCUUCUGUGUACUGGUUUGAGGUUUAUGUUGUGGGUCCAACAAUAUAUAACAGGACUCUGAAUAUUCUUCAUGUUAUUGUUGGAACGUACAUGGUGAUCAACAUCAUUGGUAACUUUAUGGCAGUUAUCGCUGUGGACACAUCAACACAGGGAUUAGUGUUACCAUCACAGGUACCUCCUGGAUGGCAUGUGUGUGCUAACUGUGAGAGUACUGCACCACCUCGUUCACGUCACUGCAUUACCUGUAAUGCUUGUGUGAUGAAGAAAGAACAUCAUUGCAUCUUUACUGGAUGUUGUGUUGGUCUUGGAAAUCACAGAUACUUCUAUAUAUUCCUCUUCUUGAUGUGGGGAUCAACACUGUAUUGCUCCUUCCUGAAUUCUUUCUUCAUUUGGCCUUAUGUAGGCGGAUUCAAUAUGUGGGCUUUUGUACGUCUGGUAUUGCCUGGUGUGUGGCUGCUGUUGGAGCCAUCACUGGACACCCUCUAUGCCUUCUUGUUUUCCAUUAAUGUCAUCGGCUUUCUCUUCAUGUCCGUUCUUAUGUAUUACUACACCGGACUGCUGAUAAUGAACAUGACCACUCAUGAAAAUAAUCAUCGUAAAGGCCAAAAAUAUGAUCAUGGAAGAGAGCAUAACAUAAAGGUGACAUUAGGAGAACGGUGGUAUUGGACGUGGGUGUUUCCCACGUUAUCUUCCCCCUUGCCUUAUGACGGCUUGGAUUGGUCUUUGCAGAGUGGGGAGAAAAGUGUUCGCCCCAAAACUAAGUGAAGCAUCAGUAUUGUUAGUAAUCGUUCCUGCCACUCAUGUUAAUGCCAAAUGUCAGACCAAGGCUACUGUGAUCGGCUGGAAGUACAAAAUACUUAUAAGUUUCACUAACUGUACUGUAUUGAGAUGCACUUUGUACUCUAGUUCUCGUAAGUAUUUGUCUGCUUAAAUUUUUUUGCAUUUGACCUGUCACAAUUUUAUGUAGGAUAAGUAAAAAAGUAAUGUAUAAGUAUAAGGAAAUUCAGUAUAUAUAUAUUUAUAUAUAUAUAUAAUUUAGAAAUGAGACAAUUUAAUGCUUGUUUCAUCUACUUGCUUAAUUCUUAGAUAACAUUGCCUGUUUUGAGGAAGAUGGCUCAGGUAACUUUUUCAGCUAGAGAUGUUUUCACAGCUUUAAUGAUCUUUUAUCCUUUAUCCUCUUCGCCACUUAUGGGUUUGUUAGC
Molecule: messenger RNA, 1413 nt
Organism: Homarus americanus (American lobster)
Lineage: Eukaryota; Metazoa; Arthropoda; Malacostraca; Decapoda; Nephropidae
Product: probable palmitoyltransferase ZDHHC24
Exons: 6
Coding region: 125-976 (283 amino acids)
Biological process (GO): protein targeting to membrane; peptidyl-L-cysteine S-palmitoylation
Cellular component (GO): Golgi apparatus; endoplasmic reticulum
Molecular function (GO): protein-cysteine S-palmitoyltransferase activity
Source: RefSeq, a predicted model, not a curated record